Messenger RNA from Moneuplotes crassus, 753 nucleotides. The record is from the annotation of a GenBank genome assembly. NCBI's taxonomy places the organism in Eukaryota, Ciliophora, Spirotrichea, Euplotida, Euplotidae.
AUGUACAGAGUUCAAUUCUUGCAGGAGUGGACUUAUUCUCCAAAACUGAUCACCUCUUGAAGAUUCUCAGAAAAGAAACUGGAAUCAUAUCUAUCGAGGCUUACCUUGACAAUAAAACUGGACAAAUUAUGGUCAAAAACAAGUCAGCCAAAGGAAGAGACUCAGAAUCUGUUCUUCAGCCAGAGUUGCCUCCAAUAUCACAAGCUGAGGCUAUCAAAAAUGGAGAAAACUUCAGCUCAUUUUGAUUUAACAAGAGAGUCAGGUUCUCGAAAAAGCAUGAUAGAGGUAAGCCUCCCAUUGUCAAAUCAGUUUCCCAGAAUCAUUCGUGGUCAAAUCCUUAUUGGACUACUCGCUUGAUGCUCGAGUUGGCUAAUCUGUUCUAUAGAGAUGUUCCGCAUACUCAGAGAACUCUGAGACACCCACUGAGUGUCUCUCUCCAACUUCUGCUCUGUCAGAAAACCUCUUGUGGAGAGUGCCCAGCAGGUACUCGACAAACUCUCAGAAGCAAUAAAGUGGAGGAACAGUAGAAAGGAGGAUCUUCUCAAGAGGAUUUCCAAAUAUGCGAAUGACCCAACUUUCUCUGUCAGAGAUGCAAGGUUGCUCAGAGACCUAGUGAAGUUGCAGAGCCAGGAGGGAGAUAUUGAUUUCACCUCCUUGCUCUAUUAUUUCCCAGGGAAGACAACUGAGCAGCUAGAGCAGCAGUACUUAAAAUCAGCAGGAAGAAAGCCAGCAAGAACAUCUAAUUUAUUAUAA